Messenger RNA from Toxotes jaculatrix (banded archerfish), 2697 nucleotides. RefSeq names its product carnitine O-acetyltransferase-like. Gene Ontology annotation, cellular component: peroxisome. The transcript is spliced from 15 exons. The record is from RefSeq and is a predicted model, not a curated record. NCBI's taxonomy places the organism in Eukaryota, Metazoa, Chordata, Actinopteri, Toxotidae. Gene Ontology annotation, biological process: carnitine metabolic process, CoA-linked. Gene Ontology annotation, molecular function: carnitine O-acetyltransferase activity. The coding region runs from base 221 to 2134 and encodes 637 amino acids.
AGUCACACCCACCGCUUCUUUAAAGGAGCGUCUACAGCUGGGUAACUUUACCCAACCUGUGUGUUGAGCAGCUGUGCUGUGUGGAGCUGCAUGGGGUUGAUCUCCGGUGGGUCUGAACAAACGCCGGUGCAGUACUUGGCUUAAAGCCUAAAGCUAACCAGUUGUAGUGGACUUCGAGAUCUGACGGACCUGAGGCUGUGGGCGUUACUUUGAAUGCAGAAUGUGGGGCAUUUGCAGCAGAACUAUGAGGAAGGUGGGGAUGGUGAAACCCUGUGGCUUAGUGAAACCAAAUCACUUGGUGAAGCCUGUAUCAGCAACUCGGGUUGCUGGCAGAUACCUCACCCACCAGCAGGGCCUUCCCAGUCUGCCCGUCCCCCUGCUGCAACAGACCUGUGAGCGCUACAUCACCGCCCUGGAGCCCAUUGUGGAGGUGGAUGAGCUGAAGCACACGAAAGAGCUGGUGCAGGAGUUUCAGAAAGCAGGAGGGGUUGGAGAGAGACUGCAGAGAGGCCUGGAAAAGAGAGCACGCAACACAGAGAACUGGUUGUCACAGUGGUGGGUGCAGGUUGCUUAUCUUGAGUACCGGUUGCCCGUGGUGGUCCAUUCAAGUCCCGGGCUGGUGUUGCCUCGCAUGAACUUCAACGAUAAGCACGGACAAAUAAGGUUUGCUGCCAAACUGAUAGCAGGUGUUUUGGACUUUAAGACAAUGAUUGACAACGAGACACUACCAGUGGAGUACCUGGGAGGAAAGCCCCUGUGUAUGAAUCAGUAUUACGAAGUGCUGUCAUCCUGUCGUAUCCCUGGUCUGAAGAGAGAUUCUGUGGUGAACCACGCCAAGAGCUCACCGCCCCCCAAACACAUCACUGUGGUGCACAACUAUCAGUUCUUCGUGCUGGACGUAUACAGCAGUGAUGGGACUCCGCUGACGGUCGAUCAGCUCUGCGUUCAGCUGGACAGAAUCUGCAGCUCCUCUCAACAGACUGACGUGGAGCCCGUUGGCAUCCUGACCACCCAGCAUCGGGACUCCUGGGGCAAGGCCUACGUCAACCUCAUCAAGGAUAAGACCAACAAAGAAUCUGUGUCAGCUAUCCAAAGAAGCAUCUUCACCGUGUGUUUGGAUGGAGCGAUGCCUCACAUGUCUGAUGAGAUGUCCCGCAGCUCUGCUGCCGUCCAGAUGCUGCACGGAGGAGGCACCCAGUGGAACAGUGGCAACCGCUGGUUUGACAAGACGCUGCAGUUUAUUAUUGGAGAAAACGGGUCGUGCGGUGCAAACUAUGAGCACGCCCCAGCUGAAGGCCCACCUAUUGUGGCCUUGAUCGACCACGUCGUAGAAUACACGAGGAAGCCAGAGAUGGUGCAGACUCCCAUGGUGCCUUUGCCCAUGCCCCAGAAACUACACUUCAGUAUCACCCCUGAGAUCAAGAAGGACAUUGAGGAGGCCAAGCAGAGUAUGAACAUACUGGCCCAAGACCUGGAUAUGAGGGUCAUGGUAUUUGGCCACUUUGGGAAAAAUGUCCCAAAGACCCACAAGAUGAGCCCAGAUGCCUUCAUACAGAUAGCGCUACAGCUGGCCUACUACAGGAUGUACCAGUGCUGCUGUGCCACAUAUGAAAGUGCCUCCCUGCGUAUGUUCAGACUGGGCCGUACAGACACAAUCCGAUCAGCUUCAAGUGCCUCAUUUGCGUUUGUCAAGGCCUUUGAUGACCCCAGCAAACAGAACACAGAGAAGGUCGAUCUCAUGGAGAAAGCUGUAAAAGCACACAGGGCGUACACUAACAUGGCAAUCAGUGGCCAGGCUAUAGACAGACACCUCCUGGGACUUAAGAUGCAGGCUGUUGAUGAAAAACUCUCCAUGCCUGAUAUCUUCAAAGAUGCUGCCUACGCAAAAGCCUUGCAUUACCAGCUGUCUACAAGUCAGGUACCGUCCAAGACGGACUGCGUCAUGUGUUUCGGUCCAGUCGUGCCCAACGGAUACGGCGUGUGCUACAACCCUAUGAACGAUCACAUCAACUUUGCUGUGUCAUCUUUCAACACCUGCAAAGAGACUAACGCAGCACAUCUGGCCCGAGCUGUGGAGGAAGCACUGUUAGACAUGAGGACGGUGCUGGAACAAACCCCAAAAGCCAAAUUGUAAAUCCUCCCCCCCAGACUUUUACUAACCUCUUCAUACAUGAAGUGGACGCUGCACGCCAUCGAUCAUCAUCAUGCACUUUAAAUGAUGCUGUGAUGCCUCCCGUGCAGUCACUGGGAGGUGCUGUUUCCCUGCUGUUGAGAUGCAAAUUUUUUUUGUCAUUAAAAUAUCUUCAUCUAAAAAUCAAGCAUCUGUUUUACAACAGGAAUAUUUGAAUGUUUAUUUUGAAUACUGUGUUAUCAACAAAUUACUUGAUGAGACCAAACCAACAGUCAGUUGGUUCUAGAGCUUCAAUCAGACAGAACAAGAUAUUUGCACUUGCUUGGUUUAUACCUGUGUGCCUCAGACCUCCAGUGUCUGUGAACUACUGCAUUAGGUGCAUUGUGCUUCAUCAGUCUGAACAUGGCCAGUGUGGAUCAUUCUGACAUAAGUUUAUGAUGCUCAUCAGAGGUCACACAAUACACAAAUACACAAGUACAACUCCACAUACACAGACUGAUUAACCAUAUGCUCUGUUUAGGAAUCCAUGCACUCACAAUAAUAAACUCUUUGUGCAGAUUAACAAA